AUCUAUAUGUGGUUUUUUUCAGCUUAAACUAGUGGCAGCUGUAUUACUGAGAUAGCCUUGAUACAUGUAAAACGACAAUGGUUGAAAGGCAAAGUAUCAGUGUUUUAUCAGAGGGGGUGUACGAUGGAUUGUGCAAGAAGGUGGGAUCACCGUUUCAGAUCGAAAUAAGAAGAUCUGCGAUGGACCUGGGGGAGAUGAUUUCAAAUAAUGAUAAUUCCUCUCAAUGCUUGUAUGAUUUCGUAGUUUUUAUGCUUAUGGGAAGCCGAAGAGAGGGAUUUGUAUUCUCUGAUUCCGAUUUUGACGUCAUGUUUUAUUCACCACACUUUCUUAUACUAACAGAGGAGGAACAGAAAGGUUUGGUUCAAAAAGCUAUCGAAAACGGAUUUCAAGUUCUUAAAUUCGUGAAUAGUCGCCCUGGAUUUUGCUUCCUUCAGAUUCCUUCAAUAGAUGAAACUUUGUUGCCAUCGAUUUUUCAGAGUUUAUGGAAAUUAAUAAAUUCUCAAGAAAGUACCUGGAGUUUUUAUAGAGAGAUGAUAAAUAAUCCUUUAUUGCCAUUAUUGUUACCAGAAAACCUCAGAGUACACGAUGGAAAUGUAUUUCUUUUGAGUUCAGGUCUACGUCAAUUGGGGGAAAAUAUUCAUCUCCAUCGCACUUCUUUGGGAUUCGAGUCAUCUGCUCAUGGGCCAUGCAUGAAGAUUAAACAAUAUGAUUGCACUGACGUUGAUAUAACUUCCUGUUUAAAAUGCAAUAUUUGGCCUUCAUCGACAUCUUGGACAUCGAGAGGCAAGAACUGGCCACCAGCGAGUGUUGUUCAUGAAAUCUUAACAAGUGGCUGCCAUCUUGUUCCAAUUGGGAGUAAACAGUCGAUUGAGGAAGAUAAGGAAUGGAGAAUAUCCUUUUCAUUGGCCGAGUAUAAGUUAGUGAAAACUAUGAACCAUUGUCAGUUUUUAACAUAUGGGCUGAUGAAAUUGUUCUUGAAAGAGGUGAUCAACAAAGACGACAACAACCCUGUACUCUGUUCUUAUUUCUUGAAAACAGCCAUGUUUUGGGAAAUUCAAGAAGAAAAAUACGUUUGGUCGGUGCAAACAUUGAUGCAUUGCUUUUGGUCUUGCUUUAAACGAUUAGUGCAUUGGGUGCACGAGGAAUAUUGUCCCAAUUUUUUCAUACCAGAGAACAAUAUGUUUUGUGGAAAAUUAUCCGUAGUAGCAAAAAAUUCAUUACUUUUUAGGCUCAAUUCUUUGUAUGAGGAAGGUUACAGUUGCAUUUUCAAUAGUUCCACUGUGAGUUCCUUCUUGAAUGAUAGGGAUUUAUUUAAUCCUAAUCGUGCACUAAAUUUCAAAGCUGAGGUAAUUGAGGUUCAGAAUGAUAUUCAUUUUUUCUCAGAAAUUGAUCAAUUUCAUCUUGUAAGGUUUGGAUUAGUUGGCUUAAAAGAAGUUAACUUGCAUGGAACUCUACGAAACAUAGCAGGUUUGUCACGUAGAAAUAAGUUAGUUUGCAGUGAUCUUGUUAUUACUACAAAAUAUCUUUCGCAAUCUCUUUUCUUCCUUAUCUACAGGAAACUGUUCAAAUAUCCAAAAGGAAACCGAGUGUAUUUAAUGCACGGACGAUUGCUUCAGAUUUAUCAUGACGUAAUGAGAUUUUCGGAUAUAACAACCUUGUUAUACUACGCCAUCUUGAUAUUUGAGAGAAACGACAUCAGAACAACACUCUCCAUCAUUGCCAGGGCCAAAUCCAAGUUAGCACAGCCCUAUAUUCUUUACAAUUAUUCCGGCAACAUAUCAAAAUAUCGAGAAACUUUUGCAGGAAAGUCUCUUUUUGUUAAAUUUAUGAAGGCUUCACUGACAGAUGUUUUUGUACCCCACAAGAUUUUAUUCGAGGGUAUGUUCUGGGACUUACUCAAUGACAAGGAAACGGAAAAAUAUGGGAACGAUGUAGAGUUCUUAAAAGUUCCACCUCUAAUCAUCUUGAAAACACUGGAACUGUUCUGCUAUAACCGUAUGAAUGAUUCAAAACGAUUCGACUCCUUACACAGUUUAUAUUUCUUGGUGCAUUUCGACAAGGGAGAACACAUACCUAGUGGAUGUACCGAUAUAUCGUGGUAUAUGUUAGGUGUAUGUCAGAGAAUCUGUGGUGAUGUCCAAGGUGCCAUUAGAUCUUUUCAAAGAGUUUUAAGUUUGACGAACCCCAAAGGAUUUCUUGCAUUGUCCAUCUCUGAUCAAUUAAGAUAUUGUACAUGUACCUAAUUUAUUUCUGUCAUUUCAUCGUUUCAAAAUAGUUGAUUAUAAUAUGAUCUAUGCAUUAUCAAUACCCGAAACCAAAUAUGCUAAAACUUAUUUUACGAAUAUUUUAGAAAAAGGCAA
Messenger RNA from Saccostrea cuccullata (small rock oyster), 2360 nucleotides. RefSeq lists its product as uncharacterized. NCBI's taxonomy places the organism in Eukaryota, Metazoa, Mollusca, Bivalvia, Ostreida, Ostreidae. The coding region runs from base 78 to 2243 and encodes 721 amino acids. The transcript has 2 exons. The record is from RefSeq and is a predicted model, not a curated record.